CAUGUACACGGCUGACGUUUAACUGAAGUUUCACGCUUACGAGACGUUUACAUUAUUUUUAUUAUCAUUCGUGUCAUUCCGAUGUUCUGUUAAUUCAUAAAUAAGAAAACAUUUCUGUUUUACACGAUGCAAGGUGAUUAUUCAAAAAUAAUUGCAAAAAUAAAUCGACAAAUCGGGUCAGACGUAAAAAAUUUGUCGAAAGCCCAAGGUUUAAUUGAAACGUUCAAACAGGACUUCACCGACACCGCGCUAAAGUUGAUGGUAAACGAUGACACUGUGUCGUCGAAAAUCAAAACCGCCAUCCGAACGGGACGUUCCAUAUGCGAGACAAUUGAUGUGCAACAAGAAAAAGUCAACAAUUUUCACUUGCGUUUGGAGGAGCAGCUGAACGAAAAUGAAAACAUUUUGGACAGUACUGUGAUGGGAUCGUUGGGCAAAAUACGAAAACUUGAACAUUUGUACGAAUACUUCAAAGUGCUGAAGGAUAUAUCAGAUAUAAGCGAUGGUCUAAAAGAACAUUUGUCUGGAAAGGAUGAACAGAAGACCAUAAGUUAUUACUUGUUACUGUGUGGCGGUUUGAAUUCCUCUGAUAACAUUAUCGAUCGUUUGCAAUACGUGGAAGCUGUUCAUUUAAAAUCAUAUGCCGCGGAGACAGCAACUUAUUGGUACGACGUUUUGAUAGACAAGUACUCAAGAGAAUUCGAGGGACUACUAAAAAUAAUAAAAUGGCCAAUAACAUCACCAAACGAAGUAAAUAACACCCACAGGGACGUUAUCACCAAACUGGGAGUCAUCGCAGAAUAUCUGUUUUUGAUCAAACCUCCUGGUGAUGCCAACGAUUCCUAUGUUAAAAUAACGCCAUCCAUUAUUUGUCCGCCUAUUAGUACACCAAUACAGUUACUACUGAAACCUUACCGCCAGAGAUUCUUGUAUCACUUUACUGGUACGCGACAAACUAAUCGAUUAGACAAACCCGAAUGGUUCUACACACAAGUAUUGUCUUGGGCCAAGGAAAGCAAUUUGUUCGUGUCGCAAACAUUUCAAGCAGCUGCCCUACUAGCUUAUCAAGAAAACUUAAAUGUCAGGCUGGAAUUUAUCCGGGGACUCGUGCAAUUGACGAUUGAGAAACUGUGCAACGAUAUCGAACAAAUAGCGGAGGACGAACAUUUAUUCGCUCAUUUGAUCGAUGAAACGUUGUCAUUCGAACAGGAAUUGAAAGACACAUUGGGAUAUCCAAGCACAUACAUGAGCGCAAUUUCUGUAAUCACACAGCCGCAAUACAUCAUGAAAUGGUUGUCAGCCGAAGAGAAAUUUUCCACAUCUAAAAUGGAUACGAUGCUGACGAUCGGAUCGCCAUGGGAGUUUAUCGAUCCAAUCAACUUGGAAGAAUUAAAAAUUCCACGGUGUGCGGAUCACUUUAUUCGACUUCUCGAUGCUAUCAAAGAAAGAUAUUGCAAUCUACCACAACCUAGACAUCAAUUACAAUUUCUAAAUCUUCAGUUGGAACUCAUCGACAAUUUCCGGAGGAGAAUGGCACAAUUGCACAGCAGUUCGGUGAAUGGUGUUAGUACAACGAAAAUACUCAACGCAAUCAACUACUUGAUUUCUGUACUACGAGAAUGGGGAGAACAAGUGCACUAUCUUCACCUUCAUGGUGCAAUACAUGGUACCAAUUCUGAGGAAAUAUCGUUAGUAUUCGAUCAGUAUAUAGACGAGUUUGAUCAUUGGCAACGUCAACUCAUCAGCGAAUUAGCAGCAAAAGCUGUAAACAAUAUCAAAGCCAAAUCGUUGCCGUAUCGUCACGACAAUUGGAUUACAAUGCCAACACACAAUCUGCGUGAACCAUUGUUGCUAUCGAUUUCAGCUAGUGAAAUGUUUCAGGUGAUGGUUAGCAUUCUUCACAAUUUAGAGACGGAAUUGGCGUCGAAUAUCUUCGACAUUACCAUUCGAAUGAUUGCCAAGCAAAUUGAUAGCUUCUUCAUCUACAGCAUGAUUUUGAAUACAAAAUUUUCAUCGGGAGGCACAAUUCAAUUCCAAUUUGACAUGACGAGGAAUCUGUUUGCGCUAUUUGGUCAGUACGUUAGACGUCCCGAAUUGUUAUUUAAAAAGGUUCAUGAUGCAUGCAUUUUGCUUACAUUGCCAAGUGGAAGUGCUAUUUUACUGCAGCAAACGUUAAACAAUUGUGAUAACACUAAGAAUGAAGAGGAGCUCACAGCGACGUUGAAAGAAAUUGGUGUGAAUAAUUUGGAUCAUUCGCUUGCUUUGGACAUUUUGGACAGGCGAAACGAUACCACAAUUCAGUGAACGAAAAUAUUGAAAUAUUGGGUUGUCAUACAUGUGCGUGCAGUGCACAGGCAAAAAGGAAAUAAAUCUAUUUUGGUUAACGAA
This is a messenger RNA of Bradysia coprophila, 2388 nucleotides long. RefSeq names its product RAD50 interactor 1 (gene Rint1). Gene Ontology annotation, biological process: endoplasmic reticulum to Golgi vesicle-mediated transport; retrograde vesicle-mediated transport, Golgi to endoplasmic reticulum; regulation of ER to Golgi vesicle-mediated transport. Gene Ontology annotation, cellular component: Dsl1/NZR complex. The record is from RefSeq and is a predicted model, not a curated record. Lineage: Eukaryota; Metazoa; Arthropoda; Insecta; Diptera; Sciaridae.